Nematostella vectensis (starlet sea anemone) is the source of this 2208-nucleotide messenger RNA. RefSeq lists its product as uncharacterized. The record is from RefSeq and is a predicted model, not a curated record. The transcript has 3 exons. The coding region runs from base 121 to 1143 and encodes 340 amino acids. Lineage: Eukaryota; Metazoa; Cnidaria; Anthozoa; Actiniaria; Edwardsiidae. Gene Ontology annotation, molecular function: oligosaccharide binding.
UAUGUCAAUGUGGGGUGCUAGAAGGGUUAUUCUCGUUAAAAGAGGUAAACAAGCUGAACGGUGAUUAGGACUUAAAAACAUCUGCCACCGUUGCUUAUUUGAGACUGUAAGCGGCACAAAAUGCUGGUCUCAAAACUCGCCCUUUUCUUGUUUUUCCUUCUUGGAACUGUUCUAUACAAAGUGGAAGGCACAUGCAAAGAGCAGUUUAACACGGAGCAACACGUUUUCUUGAAGGGAAGUGUUUUUCAUUCGUAUACAGCAACUGAAAUAUGGGAGUGCUUUCAAACUUGCAAGGCAAACAAAGUCUGCCAAAGUUAUAACUACUACAUUCAGACACAGCUUUGCGAACAUAACAAGGAAACCAAGGCAAGAGAACCUUCGAAAGCUGUUUCUCAAUAUCUGGCUGUCUAUAUGGAAAAUCCAACGCGAGGUAAGGUUGGGUCUUUACCCGAGCUACCCGGAAAAUCUUGUAAGCAGAUAUUGGAACUAGGGACGGAGUCUCGCGGAUCAGGAGAAUACUGGAUCGACCCCGCGGGCACCAAGGACCCCAUGCGCGUCUACUGUGACAUGGAAACAGAAAAAGGUGGUUGGGCUCUAGUGAUGCGAAUAAAACUCAGCCAGACUGGGAGCAUCUCCUCAGCAGAGAGAAUCGAAUCAAGUGAUUAUCACUCUAUCUCAAACUACACCAACGGCAUGGUAUUUGUCAAGGUCCCCGCCAUUCGACAACUCAAGGCCAUCAUGCCUUUCGCGCAAAUGAGAUGGCGCUGUCAUAAGAAAAAUGUUGGCCGAACUUUAGAUAUAAUGACAACUAAUGACAGUGCCGGGUGGAAUGUCAUAACUCACUUUCUAUCUGAUCCGGACAUUUUCCCAGCCGCGUGUAACUCGUUUACUCGGCUACCCGAUGAUGACUCGUUCCUAGCGAAGAAUUGCGCAAAGUGGGGUAACUCUGGCUCGGCAACUCUUAUCGAUAAAUGGGGACGAUACAGCAAUAAAGGUGACUUUAGAAUCUUUAACAAUGCCAUUGUGUGGGAAAAUGAAUAUUACUUCACAGGUACUGCGCCUAACUUAUUCUGUGAUGAUUUUACGGGGGCGACUUACAAAGAAACUUCAAUUGGUGACACGUGGGAGCUGUAUGUGAGAUAGACAGUCACCCAGACUCCAAUAGCGGGUCACUUAUGAAUACUAAAACCUCCGUUUACGAUAACAAUACUCGCAUAACCCCUAUGAAAAGGGUUAGACGGUAAGAUCCACUCUACAAGGACAAAGAGGACACUGUGCAAGGAAUCCUACGCUUAAAUUCCUUGUGAAAGGGAUAACGCGAGUGCAUUUAAUCAACUGUCACCUUUUGGAAGGGCCGUGCGAGGUAGAUCGCUUUUGGUCUAUCCAAACAAGACAUUUAAGCAAUAGAUGCAUCAGAAUUCCAUCGCUGUUGGAUAAUGCUUAUGACCGAUUACUAAUACACGCUGUAAUUUUUGGGUGAACAGUAAAUAGUUCCCUGAGAAUCUCUAAAAGGUUUAAAAAGCAACUAGGUUCAAGUCUCAAUGGAGAAGUGUACAUCUAUUUAAUUGAUACUGUUUGGAGGCUGUGUGUAUAACGAGGGCGAGGGAGGUGUGCAAAGUCAAAAGUGAGAAAACCUUUCCCUAAGCGCCUGUGAGAAUAUACUUGGUGAGUAUUUUUAUAUUGUUUGUAGUCUCUGAGCUUUCUGACUAUGGCUUAAUGGCGUGUAUACGGUGGGAUCUACGUCUUAACUAGCAAGAGAGGGACUAUUUUCAAAUUGUCUUAUUAUUGUAAAUAAUCAGAAAAGAGAACAAAAAUAGAAUUUUGCAUGUGCAGGGUGAGAAUCCCUAAGAAUAUCUAAAAGCAACUAGGUCCAAGUCUCAAUGGAAAAGUGUACAUAUAUUUAAUUGAUACUGUUUAGAGGCUGUGUGUAUAACGAGGGCGAGGGAGGGGUGAAAAACUAAAGAAAGAGAACUUUCCCUGUGUGAGUGAGUGCCUGUGAGAAUUAUGUGAUAUUUCUAUUCAGCGUGUACAUGUUUUACGAGUAUUGUAUCUGUGUUGCUUGACGGGCACACAAACACAAUAAGAAGCAGAAUAUUUGACUGGGUGUAAGUAUGUUAAUAGUUUUUUUGAAAAUAUACCAGAUAUCUGUCUAUUGUCAAAUUCUACCAAUCUGCAAUAUAUCUAUAAUAAAUAUGAGUUUAGUCUCCU